Aspergillus glaucus CBS 516.65 is the source of this 2256-nucleotide messenger RNA. Its product is annotated as anoctamin family protein. The transcript is spliced from 3 exons. NCBI's taxonomy places the organism in Eukaryota, Fungi, Ascomycota, Eurotiomycetes, Eurotiales, Aspergillaceae. Gene Ontology annotation, molecular function: chloride channel activity. The coding region runs from base 1 to 2256 and encodes 751 amino acids. The record is from RefSeq and is a predicted model, not a curated record. Gene Ontology annotation, biological process: chloride transmembrane transport. Gene Ontology annotation, cellular component: cortical endoplasmic reticulum.
AUGCCGUUCUUUUCUGGCAAACGUGAUAGUUACGAGGACGACAACCUCGGCAUUGAUUGGGUUGUCCACUACGUUUUUGACGACGUUGAACACACACAGGCAAUUCGCGAAUUCCAGGAACUCAUCGACGACCUCCACCAAGCUGGUCUCUAUACACAAGUCCGCCAUGGCCAUGGUAACUCGUUGCUCGUCUGCGUCAAGGUACCCCGCGACCUUCUGGGGAACAUGAUCCACAAGUCGAGAAUAAAAGACUUCCUCCACUGCGUCAUCAACGAAAUCCCCUAUGGCGACGAACACACCAUUGCCGACGCCGAAACCCCCGCCGAAGAACUCCGAUCGGUAUACCACGCCGUGUCCUGGCAAAAAGCACUUGGAGGAGCCGGAAUAACGCCAGGAUUCGGAAAAUGGAAGAAUGUCGCAUCUGCCUUCCCGCUACAUAACCAACCUGCCAACGGAGAACUCUUGCGCAAAUGGAGUCGCACCACUACACUGACCGCGGAGGACUUGGAUGCCAUCCGGGCUUUGUUCGGAGAAAAGGUCGCUUUCUAUUUCGCCUUUAUCCACUGCUAUUCGUGCUUUCUCGUGUUUCCGGCUGCUUGGGGUGUGUUUUGCUGGUACUACUUUGGGCCGUAUUCGAUUACAUUCGCCGUUGUCAACUGUCUAUGGUGUAUUGUUUUUGUCGAGUUUUGGAAGAUCCGUGAGCUCGACCUGAGUAUGCGGUGGAACGUCAAAGAUGUUGGGACGCUCAAGGUCAACCGCAAACAAUACGUCUGGGACAAGGAAGUCACGGACCCGAUCACAGGCCAGGUCAACAAGGUCUUUUCCUCGCGAAAGCAGUUCCUUCGACAGCUGCUCCUUAUACCGUUUGCUUCGUCGGCAGCCGUCGCCUUGGGAAGUUUGAUCGUCAUCACCUUUGCUAUGGAAGUGUUCAUCUCUGACGUCUACCACGGAUCGCUCAAGAUGUACCUCGAAUUCCUACCGACCGUCCUGUUUUCGCUCACAUUGCCCGCCAUCACCAACUUACUUACCCACAUUGCAUCGCAGCUAACCGAAUACGAAAACUACCGCACCCAAGAUCAAUACGAUCUGGCCCAGACGCAGAAAACAUUCGUCAUGAACUUCAUCACCGACUUCCUGCCCACCAUCCUGACUGCGUUUGUCUACGUUCCGUUCGGACCCAAGAUUGUGCCAUAUUUGGACGUCCUUCGCAUGACUGGUCUCAAGCAAGGCGUUGGUGCGGAAAUCAGUGUCGAUACCUCCCGACUUCAGCAGGAAGUCAUUUCUCUCUCCAUGACCGCGCAGGUCGUCAACUUUGGUGAAGAGAUUGUUCUUCCGUUCGUCAAGCGUAUGGCAUUGCAAAAAUGGCGCGAAUACAAGCUCAAACGAUCCAAGAUGAACCGCCAUCGCAGUCACUCCACCAUGACUGACAUGCUGCUUAUCGAUCCUUCCGACGAGCAGGCACUCCUGAACCGAAUCCGCAACGAGUCCGAAGCGGACGAGUACAACGUACACGACGACAUUCUCGAAAUGUGCAUACAAUUCGGCUACCUAGCACUCUUCGGAGUCGCAUGGCCCCUCGUCCCCCUCGGCUUCCUCCUAAACAACUGGCUCGAACUACGCGGCGACUUCUUCAAACUAAGCCUCGAAUGCCAACGCCCACCCCCAAUCCGCGCAGACUCCAUCGGCCCCUCCCUCCAAGGCCUCGAAUUCCUCACCUGGCUCGGCACUCUCUCCACAGCAGCCAUCGUCUACCUCUACCGCAACGGCAUGCAAAAUGUCCGCUUCUCCUACCUCCUCCUAACAAUCCUCAUCGCCGAACAGACCUACCUAGCCGCCCACUUCGCCGUCCGUGUCGGCCUCGAGAAACUCUGGUCCAGCACCCUCCGCCUACAAGCCGCAAACCGCUUCCGCGUCCGCAAGGGCUACCUCGAAGCCUUCAAUGCCACCUCCGACCGCUCCUCCCCCUCAUCCUCAUCCUCCCCGUCCCGAUCCACCCGCAUAAAGCCCAAGGUCCGCUUCAACGAGCGCGUAAACGUCUACAGCUCUACAACCGACGACGGCGAAGGAAGCAGCGGUGAAUCCGUGUGUACUGAAGAAACCGACCACGGCAUUCUGUACAGUUCAGAGCGCGAAGCGCAGUUCUGGUCUUGGACGCAGCGCGAAACCGCAGACGCAGGCGUCAGGUUGAUUAAGGCGUUGAGUACGGUUAAUCCAGAGGAGUUGGAUUUGAAGAGGGAGAAGGCGAAGGGGAGUUAA